This is a messenger RNA of Rotaria sp. Silwood1, 426 nucleotides long. NCBI's taxonomy places the organism in Eukaryota, Metazoa, Rotifera, Eurotatoria, Philodinida, Philodinidae. The record is from the annotation of a GenBank genome assembly.
AUGAAAAAUGAUAUUGUACAUUUAGAAAAUCGUAUUGAAGGUUUAGAAAAUCAUAUUGAAUGUCUGGAAAAUGAUAGAAUUGAAACAAAAAAACUUCGUGCAAUACCUGAAUUAUUAACACCAUUUGUCAAAGAAAAUAGAACUAUGAUGAUUAAUCAACAUGUACCUGAUUGUUAUUAUUCAAAAUCAAUAAUGAAUGCAUGUUUAUUACGUUCACAAGGUCAAAGUAUACCAUGGGAAGUAGCUGAUUUUAACAGAGAUAAUCGACAAACCAAUUUUGAUAUAAAUAUAUUUAAUGAUUCUGAAUUAAUUAUCAAACAUCAAACUGAUUCAUUACGAAUUAAUUAUAAUACGUUACUUGAAUUUUUACUAGAUAAAAUGGAUUGUAAUGAAGCUGAACAUGAUACUGUAAAAAAAUUUUUACGU